This is a messenger RNA of Solanum tuberosum (potato), 699 nucleotides long. RefSeq lists its product as uncharacterized. The coding region runs from base 1 to 699 and encodes 232 amino acids. The transcript is spliced from 2 exons. The record is from RefSeq and is a predicted model, not a curated record. Lineage: Eukaryota; Viridiplantae; Streptophyta; Magnoliopsida; Solanales; Solanaceae.
AUGGGUUUUCAAAAGUGUCCAUACGAGCAUACACUUGUUGUGAAAAUUGGGGAGAAUGGGAAAAUGCUCAUUGCGUGCUUAUAUGUUGAUGAUCUUAUAUUCACGGGGAAUAGUAGCAUCAUUUUUUAUGUAUUCAAGAAGUGUAUGAUGAAUGAAUUCGAGAUGUCCGAUCUUGGUAAGAUGCAUUAUUUUCUUGGUUUAGAAGUUGUGCAAUCUGAUGAAGGGAUAUUUGUAUCUCAAAAGAAGUAUGUACGAGAAAUUUUAAAUAGGUUUGAGAUGCAGAAUUGCAAUCCAGCCAACAUUCCAGUUGAGUUUGGUUUGAAACUUAACAAAGUUGGGAGCGGAAAGAAGGUGGAUAGCACGUUUUACAAGCAAAUUAUCGGUAGUUUAAUGUAUCUGACUGCUACAGGACCAGACAUCAUGUAUGUUGUUAGUCCUGUAAGUAGAUAUAUGGAGUGCCCGACUGAAAUGCAUCUACUAGCUGCGAAGAGAAUUCUGCGUUACCUACAAGGAACCAAGGAUUUUGGAAUUUUCUUCCUGAAAGGAGAAAAGACAGAUUUGGUUGGCUUCACUGAUAGUGAUUAUGCAGGAGAUCAAGAUGAUAGAAAGAGUACUUCGGGUUAUCUUGUGCUUGUCAAGCUAUUUGGCUUAGAAGAAUCAUGGAAGAGCUGUAGUUCAAGACGAGAAGAGCCACUAUAA